UGGCUUGACUUGGACAUCUCGUCCAUCUCUCCUCGAAAAACAUCUCGAAUCCAGUUCAGGUGCCGAAAGCAACAAAGUGGACCGGUCCGUUUAUGGUGCCUCGUCCGGGACUACCGCCGCUGAACCAGCCUCCCUUCCUCUUCCUCAUCGCAGCCUUCAAAGCAAAUCCGCUUCAAACCGUAAAAGGAAUUAUUUGUCACAAGAAAGGCGACAUUUGGAGUUGAAAACAAGGACGGAAGUUUGCGGUUUUUCCCUACGUCUCCUCCCACUUUUCAAUUUCGCAACUCUUGCUUUUGAAGAUAUUGCAAGCACGUCUAUUUCGGACUAUCGCCAAGCCCCUUUGACCUCGUCACACCUGAUAAUAGCUGCCGCUUUCGAGUGCGGCGCUCGGCGUACAGCAGUGGCGGGACGGCGCCGCGUUCCACUCUUCCCGCCAGACCUGAAACUAAUCUGCAAAACUCUUAAGCAACUCCGAGCUUAAGUGAUUGCUUCGGAAUCCCGUUGCCAUGGAGGCCGGGCUGCAAAAAGCUGAACGUGGAUCUUCAGACCGCUGAAUGUCCUGAGAAGAAGCAUCACAAAUAUGUGGCAAGAAGAGUCCUCAGUGGUUAGAAGACAUCUCACCUGUGGACCAGUAAACCUCACAGACGUGUUACUUGGAUUAUAAAACAACCCCCCCCCCCCAAUCCUCGGACCCACCUUUUGGUUUUUAGACCUUCCUCAUGCACGCAAGACAUGGACUAGUGGCCCAUGAGUAGCAGGACAUCUACAGCUCGUGGGAUUACAUAGCCCCAGACUUUUUCAGGGGUCACUUUACUCCUUCAAGUAAACCCGAUGGCAUUACUCAGGUUGUUCAGGAAGCCCGGAAGCAAUCUGGGGAAGGGCUACCAGCCGGGGAGCAUGAUGUCUCUGGCCCCCACCAAAGGACUGCUGAACGAACCGGGCCAGAACAGCUGCUUUCUCAACAGCGCCGUGCAGGUUCUUUGGCAGCUUGACAUCUUCAGACGAAGCUUGAGGCAGCUACCAGGCCACUUCUGUUUAGGCGAGUCGUGCAUUUUUUGCGCAUUAAAGGGCAUUUUCUCCCAGUUCCAGCACAGUCGGGAGCGAGCGCUGCCUUCAGACAACCUGCGUCACGCCUUGGCCGAGACCUUUAAGGACGAGCAGCGCUUCCAGCUGGGCUUCAUGGACGAUGCCGCAGAGUGCUUUGAAAAUAUACUGGAGAGAAUCCACUUGCACAUCGUGCCCGAGGAGACGGACGCGUGCACCUCAAAGUCUUGCAUCACCCAUCAGAAGUUUGCCAUGUCGCUUUACGAGCAGUCUGUGUGCCGUAGCUGCGGGGCCUCAUCUGACCCGCUGCCGUUUAUAGAGCUGGUUCAUUACGUCUCCACCACCGCGCUCUGCCAACAGAUGUUACAGCGCAAGGACGAAACUUUUGGAGAACUGUUACAAGCGGCGUGUACAGUCGGAGACCUCCGUAACUGUCCCAGCAAAUGUGGCCAGAGGAUUCGGAUCCGACGUGUCCUCAUGAACUCCCCAGAGAUCGUCACCAUCGGCUUCGUGUGGGAUUCGGACCAGUCGGACCUCACCGAGGACGUGAUACGCUCGCUGGGGCCUCACCUCAGCUUGUCAGCGCUUUUCUACAGAGUGACCGACGAGCACGCCAAAAAGGGUGAGCUGCAGCUGGUGGGGAUGAUCUGCUACUCCAGCCGCCACUACUGUGCCUUCGCUUACCACACCAAGACCUCCAAGUGGGUCUUCUUCGAUGACGCCACCGUCAAAGAGGUCGGGUCCAGGUGGAAAGAUGUGGUCAGCAAAUGUAUUAAAGGUCACUUCCAGCCUCUCCUGCUGUUUUACGCCAACCCGAAUGGCAGCGCCAUAACGCCAGAGGAUGCGUCACAACAGAACCUGAGGCAAACCCAGUACAAGAAACUUGAAAAUAAAGAAGGUGUGACAUCUCCACUUGCGUCUCCGAAGAAGCUGGAACUGACCAAGGAGAAUCUGAACGCGCUGCUGAGUUUCCCACGCUCGUUACAUCAGAAAACGUCAAACACCUUUAGCCGCAGCGGUGCUCAUACUAGCGGAGGACGUGGGCAAGUGAAAAUCGGCACCGACGAGCCUAAGCGUCAAUUCCGAGAGAUCGUAAGAGAAGUCACGCAGCGAGCCGGCAGAGAGGCCCAUCCAGUUGGAAGAGACUCUGAUCGAAGCGGUCAUCGCCGGCCGGAAUCACGCUCCAGAGAGCCGGGUCAAGACCGGGCCAACUCUCGCUCUAUCUCCCCCCCGGAAAUGAAUUUCAGGCAACACGUAGAGCCUCGUCUGUACAGCAGUCAGGGGAAAGGUCCCACGCGGAGUGAGCGCCCACCACAACUUAGCAGCAGGCCUUCUCACGAGUCCUUUCACUCCAGCUCGAGGGUUCAAGUGUUACCCAGUUUGGCGGGCGUUAGAAGCGCUCAGUACAGCAGGAGAGCGGACACCAACGGUUACGACACAGAUAGCAGCCAGGACUCCCGCGGGCGUCCCGGGAGUGCGGGAAACGGUCGCAGCAGAUCCAAUCGUCCCUGGAAGCCGAUGAGGGAGGCGCUCAAUGUGGACAGCAUUUUAAGAAGCGACGACGGCGAGGUGGCCGGUCCAGAGCGGAGAUGGCCUCGCAGCAAGUCGCCUACGCGAGAGUGGGAGGUGAUGUCGGGUGGCCGGGAGGAGCGCAAGCCCAAUAACCUUAUGACCAUCUACGAGGACGACCAGAGGCACGAAAACGGCAGCAGUCGCAGCUCGCUGGAUUCGCUCGGCCGGGGCGGCUACGGUGACAAGGACAGGACGAAGGGCACGGCGACUCUUAAAGUCUACGACAACUGGAAAAUCCAGCGAACGGAAUCCGGCUACGAGAGCAGCGACAGAAUUAGCAAUAGCUCGGCCAAUCUGGACUCGCCCGUUGUGGAGAACUUUCCCCCUAAAGAAUUACGGCCCAUACCCGAGCUGCAUCUGUCACGGGAUAUAUUCCCUCCGAGGGGAAGCGACGAUGACAAAUCGGAAACUUCCUCUCCUCCUGGUGAACUAGGGAAAAAGUCUCUGAACCUGCAUGACUCAAACAAUCCUUUACAGAGAAAAAGAGCCUUCCGAUACACUCCUGGAGUCUUGGAAAACAACGGCCUGGACAGCGAGAAAGAAGAAAACAUUGAUAGUCCAGUGAGCCCGGUUCCGCCUUACUUGCCAAAGACUAUCAGUUCUGAUUGGAUCAGUUCAGACGACCUCGGACGCUUCUCUGAACACGAGGAGCUCCGCAAUGAUGACUUUGCACGCAACUCCCCCCCUCCGCUACCCCCUAAACACUUUGGCGGAGAUUACACGAGCCUGUCAGAACCGCCAGUACUACCGUCCCGCCGUCCCAAAAGCACCACCCCUGCACUCUCAAACAACACCCUCAUCCGCUGGAUCGAGACGCCCGCCGAGCGCAGGCUCUCGUCCGACGCCAGCUCCAGCAGGUCUUCGGACCAGGACCGCAACGACUUUUCGGAGAGCGAAGAGCGGCUCCCGGGCCGAGAAGGCGCCGACUCCCCCGAUGUGGUUCUGCCCACAACUUACUUCUCGGUGGAUAACUGCAUGACGGACACUUACCGAGCCAAAUACCAUAAAAGGCCCGCCUUAUACAUGAGAGCGGAGGAGCACACGUCUUCAGGGGAGAGCGAUGUGGACGCCAGAGGACUUCCUGUGUCAAAUGCUGAGUCAUCACAACUCCCUGCACACCGACCACAACCAGGCUAUUCCACUUCCAACAAGCCCGUUGCAAAGUGGAACCCGGUGACCCCGAAAGGACUCGAUGAGCAUGGUUUCCUGUAGGGGGCGCUAAAUGAGCCUCUCACAUGAUGACCACACCUACUGCCUCCCUCUCCGAAAAAAAUCACUAUGCAUCACGACUGACUGUUGUACUGAAUGUGUUGAACGAGAAUGUGGUGUGGCAGAUUGCUCCUCUGAACAAGAUUGAAUGAAAACUGAAUUUGCACAACCAGAAAGGUACAAAAAAAAGGAACUGUCCUGCUUUCAGGUCAAAAGUGUACCAACUCCUGAGCAACUAUGGUACAUUAAUGGAUCCUAGGGAUUCGUAUAAAUGGGUACACCCACAAAGGGAGGUGCGUACUGCAGCACUCCAGAGCAGGCUUUCCCUAAUUUAGGGGCAGGAGCCAAAAUGGGCCGAGGUGGAAUCCGGUGCCAAUGUCUUCCUCCUGUCUCUUUUGUGUUAAUAAUAAAGGCCGGGCAGAUUGACCCUCCUAAGGUGACAAAUAAUUAAUGCUUUUUUGCAGCAAGUAUGUGGCACAAACAGAGUCUUAGCACUGGAUGACACUCCUAACUGUACUAUUUUAUUUUGUAGGAAAAUACAAGCGUUUUGUUCCGGGUAAUUGUAGUCAUAAUAAAAUGUUCUAAAUAUAUGUACUAUUUGGUCAUGGUUCACUGUUUAAUAAGUGACACAGUGCCUUUUUGUAUUUUUUUUUAGUGCCAAAGCAAGGUUUGAAUCAGCUGUAAUUUGUAAUUUUACUUUUGGAUUCCAGAGAUUUUAUUUUAUUUGUAUUGAUUACCACUUGUUGAGUAAAAUAAACCGUUUUAAUUAAA
This is a messenger RNA of Syngnathus typhle (broad-nosed pipefish), 4596 nucleotides long. RefSeq names its product inactive ubiquitin carboxyl-terminal hydrolase 53. Gene Ontology annotation, molecular function: cysteine-type deubiquitinase activity. Lineage: Eukaryota; Metazoa; Chordata; Actinopteri; Syngnathiformes; Syngnathidae. Gene Ontology annotation, cellular component: cell-cell junction. The record is from RefSeq and is a predicted model, not a curated record. Gene Ontology annotation, biological process: protein deubiquitination; sensory perception of sound; response to auditory stimulus. The coding region runs from base 832 to 3828 and encodes 998 amino acids. The transcript has 18 exons.